This is a messenger RNA of Galendromus occidentalis (western predatory mite), 2319 nucleotides long. RefSeq lists its product as uncharacterized. Gene Ontology annotation, biological process: G protein-coupled receptor signaling pathway. Gene Ontology annotation, cellular component: neuron projection; plasma membrane. Lineage: Eukaryota; Metazoa; Arthropoda; Arachnida; Mesostigmata; Phytoseiidae. The record is from RefSeq and is a predicted model, not a curated record. Gene Ontology annotation, molecular function: neuropeptide binding; neuropeptide Y receptor activity. The transcript is spliced from 2 exons. The coding region runs from base 1 to 2319 and encodes 772 amino acids.
AUGUUCUACGUAAUCUACACGGUCAUUUUCGUCAUCGGAAUCGCCGGCAACCUGCUGGUCUGCUUCAUCGUCAUCCGGAUCCCGUCAAUGCAAAGCGUGACCAAUUACUUCAUAGCCAAUCUGGCCGUCUCCGAUAUUCUGAUGUGCGUUCUCGCGGUGCCGUUCACUUCGGCUCACAUAGUUAUGGGCACUUGGCUCUUCGGCGAGACGUUAUGUCACAUUGUGCCUUUUGCCCAAGGUGUUUCGGUUUACGUGUCGACGUUCACGCUGGUGGCGAUCGCCAUCGAUCGCUACAUCGUAAUAGUUCACCCGUUCAGCAAGCGGAUGCAGCUCCGUUGCUGCUGCGUCACGAUCGCGUGCAUCUGGGCGGCCGCGUGCGUGUUCACCUCACCGUACGGAAUCUUCAUUCAACAUUUCCAAGUGGCGCGGGGGACCUACUGUCAAGAGAACUGGCCUUCGGAGAACAGCCGGCAGUUCUUCAGCAUGGGAACAACGAUUCUCCAGUUUCUACUGCCGCUGCUUGCGGUCGGUUUCUGCUACAUGCGAGUCUGUUGCAAAUUGCGUCAACGGGUGAGGAAGAAGAGCGCGCGCGCCGGUCGAGUACUCGAACAACAGAGAACCCGACGGACGAACCGGAUGCUCAUCGUCAUGGUGGUGGUGUUCGGCGCCUCGUGGAUGCCUUUGAACGUGCACAACUUAUGGCUGGACUUCCAUAUUCCGGCAGCAUCGUUUUCGGCGUCUCUCGACAACGUGAUUUUCUUCGUCUGUCACGCAAUAGCCAUGAGCUCAACCUGCUACAAUCCGUUCUUGUACGCGUGGCUCAAUGAGAACUUCCGGAAGGAAUUCAAACUAGUCCUACCGGGCUUCCGCGCCUCGAUCCUGUCGCGGUCCAUAUGUCGCAGCGAUUCCCAGACGAAAAUCGAGCGAACACAGAAUGGUAACAUCAAUCAGCUGGACAACACCGUUCAAGACUCGUAUUUACCGAAAUCAUCAAAUUGCGAGCCCUCGUCAACGACGUUACCAACGCUCAUAUCCGUCCGCUACAGCGCGACAGAAGACCAAAUUUUCCUGACGAUGGAGAACGUCGUCGAUGUCAGCGCUCUGCUCGACAGCCUCUCGGAUAACGAGACGCGCGAGGCUCUGCGGAUGCUCGAACUGAAUGUCUCAAUGAAUGUCCCAUAUGCCAACCACCAGGAUGAGCGACCCUCUAUAUUGGUGCAGUUCAUUCUGACAAUCGUCUACGCCAUGAUCUUCGUCGUGGGGGUUUCGGGAAAUCUGUUGGUUUGUUACGUCGUCAUUCGGAACAAACAUAUGCGAACGGUGACCAACUACUUCAUCACCAACCUCGGCCUGGCGGACAUAAUGCUGUGCACUCUGGCCGGUCCGAUAACGGUGACCGAUUACCUGCUGAACAACUGGAUUUUCGGCGAAACGCUCUGCCAUCUCAUCCCCUGCGCGCUAGGCGUUAGCGUCUAUCUGUCGGUGCUGACGUUGAUGUCGAUUGCCAUCGACCGCUACUUCGUGAUUUUGCAUCCUUUCCGAGAUCGAAUGAGGAAAUUCACAUGUCUUAUGCUGAUCGCAUUCACGUGGGUUGUUUCCGUGCUGCUGACUCUACCCUACGGAAUCAACAUGGAUUAUCGACCGGCCACCGAAGAGACCGGUCGGGCCUACUGUUUCGAAGCCUGGCCGGAGGACGGGCAUCGCCAAAUGUUCACGAGUACCACGGCCAUCGUGCAAUUCAUGGCUCCGUUUGUCGUCACGGCAUUCUGCUACAUCAGGGUCUGGUAUCGGCUCCGAGACCGGAGCAUAAACAAGCCGGGGGCCAAGUCCGUUCUCAAAGAGGAACUCGACCGCAAACGCAAAAGACGCACCAACCGAAUGCUGAUCGCCAUGGUUUUGAUCUUCGGCGCCUCGUGGCUGCCCAUGAACAUGCACCACCUCAUGGUGGAUUUCAAUAAGGCAUAUGCGGUCUGGCGACACGCGAACACGACGUUUUUCAUCACUCACGCCUUCGCGAUGAGCUCCGCCUGUUAUAACCCGUUCCUGUAUGCGUGGCUCAACGAAAACUUUCGCAAAGAGUUCAAACUUGUAUUGCCUUGCUUCUUCUCGAAGGCCAUCUCGGUGAGAACCAGUGUGCGCAACAACAACACACCCGCCGACGCUCCCGAAGCUACCGCGGUCAACGGGGCUGAGCAAAGCUGUCAGAAGCCGCUGCUCGCCCCGACGCAAUGCUCCGAUCUCAUGGACUCGAAAGUCAGUGGUAUCCGGACAAAGACCUCGUGUAUCACGGCCAACCUGAUGACGACAUGUGAUGUGUAA